Messenger RNA from Capsella rubella, 790 nucleotides. RefSeq names its product photosynthetic NDH subunit of subcomplex B 3, chloroplastic. Lineage: Eukaryota; Viridiplantae; Streptophyta; Magnoliopsida; Brassicales; Brassicaceae. Gene Ontology annotation, biological process: P450-containing electron transport chain. The record is from RefSeq and is a predicted model, not a curated record. Gene Ontology annotation, molecular function: 2 iron, 2 sulfur cluster binding. Bases 62 to 679 code for a protein of 205 amino acids. Gene Ontology annotation, cellular component: chloroplast thylakoid membrane. The transcript has 6 exons.
CUUUUUUUUUUGGUUCUGUUUUAUUUUAUUAUUAUUUUAGAAAAGAGCUUAGAGCAAGACCAUGGGAAGUGUACAGUUGAAUGGUUCAGGCUUAGUAGCUUCUCUAUCUCCAAAUCAUAGCUUUAGCCACAAAAUCAAACUUAGUAACGCAAAGUCAUACUUCUUGCGCUCAAAACACAAUGCCACCAGAGCCAAAACCAUUCGAGCCAUAAGCACCGCACCAACGAGCCAACCUCCAGCGGCAGAUGAACCCAACGACGAACCUCCUUCUGUCGAUUUUGCGUUCGUCCAUUCGGUGUUGUUACCGGACGGGACACCGGACGUGCAUUGGAGAAGAGCAUGCGGUGGACAGAAACUUAGAGACAUAAUGUUGGAUUCUAACAUCGAGCUCUAUGGUCCUUACAGUAAGCCCUUGUCAAACUGCGCAGGAGUAGGAACUUGCGCUACUUGCAUGGUCGAGAUUGUAAAUGGAAAGGAGCUUCUAAAUCCACGAACUGACAUUGAGAAGGAGAAACUCAAAAGGAAACCAAAAAAUUGGAGACUAGCUUGUCAAACCAACGUGGGAAAUCCAGAUUCGACCGGAUUGGUCGUCAUACAACAAUUACCAGAGUGGAAAGCUCAUGAAUGGAACAUCCCUAAGAAUAUACCUAAUGACGAUGAUCUCGAAACUUCUACGUGAAACUUUUGUCAUUGUUGUUAAUUGUUAUCACAAAUUUGUAACCAUCGAGUUUCUUUCAAAUAUGUGUCAAUAAUAUUUAACAAAACUAAAUGAUUAUUGUAAAAUAGUAAA